AUGAACAAUGUGAAAACAAAAGAUCAAUCAAGACAAUACCAUGAAAUCAACAUACAACAUUUACAAACUAAAUGGGAUGAGAUACAAAAAGAUGAGCGUGUUAUUUCAAGCAGAGCAGAAUAUCCUGAGAACUAUGGUUAUGAUGUUGAAGAAUUUGAAGACACGGAAACGGAGGUGCAAAACCUCAUAAUUACAUUAUCUGAAGAACUGGCCAAGCUGUCGGAAAAAAAUAAUCAAUCGCUUAGAGAUGUUGAGAAGAUGUAUUAUUUGAAUAGCAAUCUUAUGGGAGAACCACUGAAGUUAAUAGGACAUCUGGCAAUUUCAGAAGCAAAUUACAAAGUAGCAUGGAAGAUUCUUGAAGACAGAUAUGAUAACGCUCGGUUAUUAAUUUCAACUGUUUUAGAUAAAUUCAUUAAUCAACCGAGUCUAGUUGCCGGCUCAGCAAGGUCAUUAAAGUCCAUGUUUGACACAACGAAAGAAUGUAUCCUUCUGCUAAAAAAUGUAAAAGUUAUAAAAAGUGAUUCUUGGGAUCCAAUUCUUCUGCAUAUAUUGUAUAAAAAAUUAGAUAAAGAUACACAUACAAUAUACGAACAAACAUUAAAAUCUCCUAGACAAAUUCAGUCUUUAGAUGAAUUCAUGAAGUUUUUGGAGUUGAGAUUCCAGUCAUUUGAGGCCUUAGGAGCCAAGUCAUACGCAACAAAACAAAUUUCCAAAAAAGAUAAUAAUUCCCACUCAUUUACUGUCAUAGAUGGGGCAAAAUGUGCAAUUUGCCAUAACACAAAAACAUGUUAUUCCCGAGGUUGCAGAAAAUGUAACAAAAAACAUAACACCUUAUUACAUGAUGAUUAUAAGGUAGUUCAAAACAAACCACAAAUCAAUACAACAGUUAAUAUGGCAGAAGACAACAGCAACAAUUACGUUUUUUUGGGAACAGUGCAAGGCAUUGUGUUAGAUAAACACAAUAAAGAAAUUGAAUGCAGAAUUUUAUUAGAUUCCGGUUCUCAAAUCAAUUUCAUCAGUGACAGAUUAAGAAAAAGAUUGCAGCUGGAACCAUCAAAUCAAGGGCUUUCAAUUUACGGUAUUGGAAAAACCGAAGUAGAAUCCAAAGGCAGAGUAAACUUGACAAUAAAUUCAAGAAUAAAUAACUUCUCAACAAAUAUCGAGGCAAGAGUGAUUAAAGAAAUAACCAGUUUGCAACCACAGAGAUUUAUAAAUAUUUCAACUUGGAAUAUACCGCAGAAAGUACAGCUACCUGAUCCCAAUUUUAAUAAUCCACAAAGGAUUGAUGUUCUAUUAGGUGCGGAAAUGUUUAGCGAAUUAUUAGGGGUAGGGCAGAUAAAAUUGAACAAACAUUUGCCCAUGUUUCAAAAUACUGUAUUUGGCUGGAUAGUUAUUGGAAAAGUGCACCAAGAAGUUCCAUUUGCUGGAGUAUCUAACAGUGAAUUAGAAAACCAAUUGCAAAGAUUUUGGAAAUUAGAAGAUAUAGACACAGAUGUAAAUAUGAAGCCAGCUGAUGUGAAAUGUGAAGAAUAUUUUGUGAAUACAUCAGAGCGAGAUCAAGAGAGUAGAUUUGUAGUGAAUCUGCCUAUUUUGGGAUCCCCAGGGGUGCUGGGGGAAUCCAAAAAUAUUGCGUUUAGAAGAUUUCCGAACCUUGAGAAGAAAUUAGGAAGGGAUGUAAGACUCAAACAACAAUAUAUUGAGUUUUUAGAAGAUUACUUGAAGCUAGGACACAUGAAAGAAGUAAAUGAAGUUGACAUUCCGCAAAUACACUACUUUAUGCCUCAUUAUGGCGUGUGGAAACCGGAUAGCAGUACUACAAAAUUAAGGGUUGUAUUUGAUGCGUCAUAUCAAAAUUUACAAAUGAUAAUGUGGCGUUCAGAUCCUAGAGACAGAAUUCACUAUUUUAAGCUAACAACAGUAACCUAUGGUACGAAGGCAGCACCAUAUCUGGCUACUAGAUGUUUGAAACAGUUAUCAGCAGAUAAAUUUAGUCAGUACCGAUUAGCAGCAAAGGCUAUCAAAGAUUUUUAUGUAGACGAUGUUAUUACGGGAUGUAAUAGUCUUACAGAAACUACUGAAUUGAAAAAGCAGUUAAUAUUAAUGUUAAAAACAGCAAAAUUCCAUUUGCAUAAGUGGUCUUCAAAUAAUGACAAAAUGAUGGAAGAUGUUGUUGAAGAAGAUCGAGAAAAAGAAAAGGUUUUUGAAAAAGAAGAACCCGGUUACAUUAAGACUUUAGGCUUGGCGUGGCAACCCACAAAUGAUCGAUUCGCUUUCGAGACAUCUGUUUUAGAAGAUUCAAACGAAUUGACAAAACGAAAGGUGGCAUCAGAAGCAGCUCAGCUCUUUGAUCCUUUAGGAUUGGUGAAUCCAGUAAUAGUUAUAGCCAAAAUAUUCAUUCAAAGGUUGUGGAUAAUGAAAAUCAAUUGGGAUGAAGAACUCAGUCAAGAAAUGCAAAAUGAAUGGACGAAUUUUAAACAUGAAUUAACUCAUUUAAAUCAACUGAAAAUAAAUAGAUUUGUUUUUAGUAACAAUGCAGUUGUGCGAACCGAGUUACAUGGAUUUGGAGAUGCAAGCAAGAAAGCAUAUGGAGCGGCUCUGUAUGUAAGGUCAAUAGAUAUCCAAGGAAAUAUUAAUAUUAAGUUGCUGUGCUCAAAAUCAAAGAUAGCUCCAGUCAAAUUACUAACGAUUCCUAGACUGGAACUUUGUGCGGCAAUUAUGGUGGUAGAAUUGGUGUCAAAAAUAAAAAAGGCGUUGGAAGUAACUAUUGAUGAAACUUAUUUAUGGACAGACUCUCAAAUCGUUCUUUCAUGGAUAAAAGGCGAACCCAGUUCAUUUAAAACUUAUGUGGCACAUAGAUUGGUUGUUAUACAUGAAAAAUCAACAAUUAAUCAAUGGAAUUAUGUGGCCACAAAAAAUAAUCCAGCAGAUAUUAUUUCCAGAGGUAUGUCAGCAAGCCGAUUAAUUGACUCUGAACUUUGGUUCAAGGACCAAAGUUCUUAA
This is a messenger RNA of Condylostylus longicornis, 3000 nucleotides long. RefSeq lists its product as uncharacterized. The coding region runs from base 1 to 3000 and encodes 999 amino acids. The record is from RefSeq and is a predicted model, not a curated record. NCBI's taxonomy places the organism in Eukaryota, Metazoa, Arthropoda, Insecta, Diptera, Dolichopodidae. The transcript has 4 exons.